CCGGGUCGAUCAAUAGCUCCCACGUAUCCCACGCAUGCGUCGUGCGCUCGGGACCCAACCAGGAGAGACCAGGGAACACAACACUGCCGAUUUACACCCGAAAAAACCAAGAACCCAUCGUUUUCACGACAAAAUGAGCCCAGAUCCUGAAGCUGAAGCGUCCGAGGACAUGCUAGAAUCAAUAGACGAACUAAAAGAACGUCUGUCCUCCAUGAAGCGGCUAAUGGAGGAGCGCAAGGCCGCGGGCACAGGCACCAAGGACCUGUUCCAAGGCCACGCGGCCAGCCUGCAGGGCACCAACAUGAUAGACGGAAACUUCCUUAGCUUCGUCUUCGGAGGCUCGCUCGUCGUCAUCCUGAGCGUCUCUGUCUACGCUUUUUACAACCUAUACCAUGCUGUUCUGAAGAAAUUCCCCUCCACUCAUACUGAGCUGUAAUGGACUGUGCGAUAUAAAACUAAGAUAAGGGUGGUUUUUAACGCGAGUGAGGUUAUAUUGUAAGGUUUUCUCGAAUAAAUCUCUUUUUUACUUAUGUGUU
Leguminivora glycinivorella is the source of this 536-nucleotide messenger RNA. RefSeq lists its product as uncharacterized. The transcript has 2 exons. The record is from RefSeq and is a predicted model, not a curated record. Bases 35 to 436 code for a protein of 133 amino acids. NCBI's taxonomy places the organism in Eukaryota, Metazoa, Arthropoda, Insecta, Lepidoptera, Tortricidae.